GCACUGCGGAACGGGCGUGGUUUGAAUCCCAUCUAAAAACCCCGUACAAUAACAACAGCCAAACCGUUCCAAUACCAGCAACAGACGUAAAUUACAAUAAGCGCUUUACGAUAAACAGUAAGGUUACUGCGCGAGUGACAGCGGCGGACCGAGCAUGUCUGCACACGUGAACAGGGACAGAAGUGUUUUGUGCGGUUUGAAGGCUGAGGCAGAAGAGGACAGCAUAGAGAGCAUGGACAAUGACAGCACGCCGCUGAUGAGAUCCAGAGGCCCCAGUCCCCUCGGUGACAGUAUGAUGUCUGAUAAAGUUCUUAUUAAUGAAGUCACACAUGAAAUACCACAUAAUUCACACGAGGCAGAGAGUGUCAUUUCGACUGAGAUAUACGGAGCUGAUUUGCAAAGAACUCUGGGAGAGAUUCUUGCAUACUGUCAGGUUACAUAUGGAGCCAUUCUGAAACUCGAUGAGAAGUUUGAGAUGCUCCAGGCGAAGGUAGCAAGCAUCCAGACCAGUCAUCAGAAUCCAGCUGUCCACUCUCAGAGGAUGUACUUGUCAUCCAGCUACAGAGACAGCUGCCAGGCCAAGUCUGAAACCUUGAUCGGUUCUGAAGCGUCUAUGCCCCACCUCGUUCAUAUUUCCUCUACGUCUCCCCUUCCGUCUGUGGAGAGCAGGAAACCUCCUACACUCUCCCCCGGCCCAGAGGUGCCCAGCCCUCCUCGACUUUUUAUCCAGAGCCAGUCCCGCAUCUCCGUCAAGACCACUGCGCCAACACACACAACACAAGAAGCUUUCAGCAGGAAUAAAAUGAGUCUAAUGCAGCAUCUUGAGCGGGUGAAGAGACCAGCUGAAAUAAGCUCAGAGAUCAGUGACCGUGCUUCAACUGCAGAUCUGACGAAUACGAGUUGUCUGGGCGGCUCUGACAGGAAGGUGUUCCUCUCAAACUGUAUCCUACAGAGGGCUGGGAAAAUGGCACGACCCAGUGCGGCGGUGCGGUACCUGUCGAGAAACAUCUUCACAGCGGAGGAACUCUCUCAAAGCAGCACCACUGGAAACACAAAGAGACGCCUAAAGAGACUCGACCCAAACAAGAUCGGUGCCAUCAGAGAGUGGGCGGUAAAGAGAUACCCAAAAUUUGACCUUCAUGAGAAAAGCAAGGACUGGAAAAUGUGUCUGUCUGUAAUCAACUCGACGGCCCGCUACUAUCGGUUCAUGGACAAGACACGGAAGCUAAAGGUACAGGAAAGAGCAAACCUUGAGAACAGGACCGAGUCAGCACCUACAGCGGUUACGUGUGCAGCAGCGGCAGAGAUUGAUGUUGAACUGUCCGACAGCGACACGGAGCAGAAACAGCAGGAAACACUAAUGAGCCACAGCACAGAUCACAACAUGCCCACAGACUGGGAGUCAACCAGCGUGUAUCUCGGCCCCCCUCAUCGGGAUGUGAAGGUUCCCGAGUUUGCCUUGUCUGCAGCACAUCUGCGAACACGUCCUGAGCUCAUCGCUCGAUACCUGAUUAAGUUCAUCUUCCCAGAGGAUGUGCUGGUGCGCAGUAACGUGUACGGCGGGGUGCGGCGCGGCAUUCAGGCCCUCGACCACAACAAGAUCUCCGCGCUCCGAGAGCACCUGCUGGAGCGUUUCCCCUGGAUGAGGCUGGAGGAAGACGGAAGCGACUGGAAGGUUUGCGUAGGCGCUAUAAACAGCACCAUCCGCAAGUUUCGAUAUGAGCGCAAGAUGGGCAUCAAGAGAGGGAUACGCUAGUGCCGAGUAUCCGAUCAAAACGGCGGUGAAACCUUUGUUUGUACACAGUGACUGUUUGUGUCAAGAAAUGCUGUCAGUAGCUGUUACUGGUUGUUUUUC
This is a messenger RNA of Sinocyclocheilus anshuiensis, 1855 nucleotides long. RefSeq names its product BEN domain-containing protein 2. NCBI's taxonomy places the organism in Eukaryota, Metazoa, Chordata, Actinopteri, Cypriniformes, Cyprinidae. Gene Ontology annotation, molecular function: DNA binding. The coding region runs from base 155 to 1756 and encodes 533 amino acids. The record is from RefSeq and is a predicted model, not a curated record. The transcript has 11 exons.